This is a messenger RNA of Trichoderma harzianum CBS 226.95, 939 nucleotides long. RefSeq lists its product as hypothetical. The coding region runs from base 1 to 939 and encodes 312 amino acids. The record is from RefSeq and is a predicted model, not a curated record. The transcript is spliced from 4 exons. NCBI's taxonomy places the organism in Eukaryota, Fungi, Ascomycota, Sordariomycetes, Hypocreales, Hypocreaceae. Gene Ontology annotation, cellular component: cytoplasm. Gene Ontology annotation, molecular function: flavin adenine dinucleotide binding; electron-transferring-flavoprotein dehydrogenase activity.
AUGGUUCAGGUUGUCUCGAAGUCUAAAGACUAUAGGCUUCUCGUUGUGGCGCCGAACACUCAUUAUCACUUUGCUCUGGCCAUGCCACGCGCCAUCCCCCAAUUCAGUCAGUACCCAACCAACAAGUUUGAGUUCAUACUCGGCGCCGCCAGCUCGCUAGAUGCGAACAGCAACAGCUUUACCGUCACGUUAAACAAAGGUGGUCAAAAGGCCGUCAAGUACGACCACCUCAUCAUCGCCACAGGUUCGUAUGCUAAGGAUGGAAUGCCGUGGAAGUUGGGCGCCAGUGCUGGUACCACCUUGGAUAGCUUGCACUCAGGUGGCGGCCUGACGGGAACAAAGACGGCUGGCGAGCUUGGGUUCGAAUAUGCCAGUCAGGGCAAGAAGGAGGUUAUCUUCAUCUACAACGACGCACUGCCACUGCCUUCUGAUGUGCUGGAGAACGUGCGUAAGCAAGCUGUCACUGAGCUCACGAACCUGGGCGUCAAGAUGAUGCCGAAGACAAAUGUUACUGACGUCACAACUAAGUGUGCGAAUACGAUCAUCAAGAUGCGUGGCAGCGGUGGAAUGAUAUCAUCCGUUAUGGUGCAACCCUACAUUCUGACCCUUGGACUGUCGCCCAACAUAGCCUUUGUACCGGCUAGUAUGCGCAACGCAGGCGGUUACCUCAAGCAGACGACGACGCUACAGGUAGAGGGCCACUCAAAUAUCUUUGCCGUAGGUGAUGCAGGCAGCCUAGAACCCAACAGAGCGACGCACACAGAGAGCUGGGCGACUCACUUAAUCAAGAACUUCCCAACGAUUCUGGCGGGAGGCCAGAUGCCUUGCCUGAGUACGCUCUUACUAGUGUGGUACUCAAAAGGAUGGUUCCUGUUUACAAACAUUGCUCCGGCCAUGUCCAUGGGGAAAAGGAUGAUGAGCAUUAGCUUUGAGAAAUAA